Messenger RNA from Spirodela intermedia, 8357 nucleotides. The record is from the annotation of a GenBank genome assembly. Lineage: Eukaryota; Viridiplantae; Streptophyta; Magnoliopsida; Alismatales; Araceae.
AUGGCGUCGUGUCGCCAAGAUAAAGAGAAGGCGGUGAAUGUGCAGGUCCUCCUCCGUUGCAGGUAAUAAUAGCGGGAUAGAUUUAGAUUUCUCACAUCACCUCCACCGUCAGAUGAGUUCUCCGGGCGGGCUUCCGGUUGCCAUUUUGCCCAAAUUUGGGGUUGCCAUUGGCUGAGCUGGAUCGUAUCUCUGAAAUGUGCCAAUGUCCGUGUUGUUUCUUUACGCGUGGAAGUCUUAAUCAGCGAAUCCUGGGUUCUCUUUUGUUUUCAUUUUACGCAGGCCGAUCAGCGAUGACGAGUUGCGGAGUAACGCACCGCAGGUGUUGACAUGCAAUGACCUCCAGAGAGAGGUUGCAGUCAGGCAGACCAUAGCGGGGAAGCAGAUUGACAGGGUUUUCACCUUCGAUAAGGUUGGUCUCCUUUUAACUUCCUUGUAUCUGUUGUUUUCUCCUCUCCUUUCGCUGCGCGAUUGGAUUCAUUCGUUCUAUUUUGUUUGGGCCAUUCGUACGAUAUUUAACAGUAUCUUAGAGGAUUCCGCAUGUUGAAUUGAGAAGUACUUAAAUUUCUGUUCUCAUUGGCAACGUGAAACUAAGUAAGCUAACGAAAUUCAAGACCAUAGCAAGUCGGUGAAAUUCUCAAACAUCCGUGUUAUCCCGAGCAUUUUAGUCCACAUUUUUUAUCGACAGUUUGGUAUAGUUUCAUCUCAUAUAUUUCUAGCUAAAAAAUUAUUGGAGGGUAUUUUCGAAAGAAAAUAAUUUCCCCCGGGAACCUCAAUAUGGCCAUUAAGAGAGGAAUUCUCGAUUAAAAUUGGCAUAUCUGCUACUUACAUCUGUCUGCGGCAUGCUUUGUUGUACUUCGUCAAUCAUAUGCAAAUCUGUCGAUCACCAAGGUUAUUUUGCCUGUAGUAAGGGGAAUUGAAUAGAUAAGCACCUUUGGUUAGUCCUUUUCAAAUCCACCGUGGACGGAGUGAUAAGCAUUGAACAUGGCAUGCCGAGGGGACUUUUCAGAAUCUAGAAUUAAUCCAGUUACAUUCGUGUUCUAACCGGAGUGGUCUUGUCAUUUGUCUAAUUUAUAUCGUGGUCCAUGAAAUGUCAUGCAGAUUGGGCAUGAAUUUGGUCAACGUGACGAGAUUUUAAAAUAAAUGUGCUUCGGAAGCUGAUUACAAAACAAUCAUACGAGAUAAAACCACAUUGUAUGCAAGCUUUUAACAGAUCCUGAGACCUUAGAAUCUCUUUUACAGUUAGUUUGCCUUUUUUGAUGUUUCUAGUGAUCCGAAUCCGUUGACUUGAUCAUAACAAGGAAUGGGAAUAAAAUAAAAUAAAUUGUGAAUGUAAGCAAAGUCAACCGGGCUGAUGUUUAAAGUAUGGAGGGUGUUUUAGUUUGAAGGUGACUGCGUAGAAAUUUUUUUAAGCACGAAUAUCAGCUUAUCAUGACUUGAGAUAGCUAGAAGGAAUCUGGUUCAAGUAUGGAGGGUAUUUUAGAUAUUCAUUUAACUUAAUGUUUGUUCUAACUUCGACUUCUAAAUUUUAAAAGGUACACUGAAUGCUCUCUCUUCACCAGUCUUGAUACUGGGCAGUUCUCUUGAUGAAUGAGUCAUACUUCUUUGUUUUACUUUGUCCCUAAAUAUGAGCGAGAAGUUGUUCAGCUGCCUUGCCCUUUAUUUUCAUUAGAUGUAACAGAACGCAUGCUUAACACAACCUUUUCACGAAAGAAGUUUAAAAGUUCGAUUAAUUUUGUGCCUAUGCAGGUAUUUGGUCCUUCUGCUAUCCAAAAGGACUUAUACGACCAAGCUAUCAUUCCAAUCGUUAAUGAGGUGUUAGAGGGGUUUAAUUGCACCAUCUUUGCUUAUGGUCAAACUGGCACAGGAAAAACAUACACGAUGGAAGGGGAAUGUAAAAGGGCAAAGGUGAUUUUAUUUUUUUUCGACAAAGAUUGAUUCAUUUUUAGUUUUACCUGCGUCAUCCUGUUGCAGACAAAGAACGUAGCGAUAAUGGUUCCCGUUGCUAGAUUAUCACAUUGAACGUCACUGGUGUUAACUUGGUGUUGGCAGAGUGCGCCUAAUGGUCAAUUACCACCCAAUGCUGGCGUAAUACCGAGAGCUGUCAAACAGAUAUUUGACACUUUAGAAAGCCAAAAUGCUGAAUAUAGCGUGAAGGUUACAUUCCUUGAGUUGUAUAAUGAGGAAAUCACUGAUUUGCUAGCUCCUGAAGAACUUUCAAAAGUUACUUUGGACGAGAAGCAAAAAAAGUCUUUGCCUCUAAUGGAAGAUGGGAAAGGAGGUGUUCUUGUACGAGGUCUUGAAGAAGAGAUUGUCACAAGCGCAGGAGAAAUUUUCACUCUUCUAGAAAGGGGCUCUACAAAACGUCGAACUGCAGAGACCUUGCUGAACAAGCAAUCCAGGUUGUUUUUGUGAAUCUGCUACUCCAUUUUCAACUUUGUGCAUAUCUUCUUCUCCAUUUUUUGACAUUAGUUUUUUUUUCUCGACCAGUCGCUCUCACUCGCUCUUCUCUAUCACUAUCCAUAUCAAGGAGGCAACUCCAGAAGGUGAAGAGCUAAUAAAAUGUGGGAAGUUAAAUCUUGUUGACCUCGCUGGGUCUGAGAAUAUUUCUCGUUCCGGUGCCAGGGAGGUACUGUGCAUUAUUUACGUUCGUUUUUUCGAUUUUACUUAUUCAUUGUAUCAUUUGGUGGAGGUUUGCCUUUGUGUUGAUGCCAGCAUCUAGGAAUGAUAACGGCUGUUGUGAAUUUUUCUUGGAAAUUCGCAGUUUACAUCUGUUCAUGCUGUUUAUUGGUAAAUUUUAGGGCCGUGCAAGGGAGGCUGGAGAAAUUAAUAAGAGUUUGCUUACUUUAGGCCGUGUCAUCACUGCCUUGGUUGAGCAUCUUGGGCAUAUUCCAUAUAGGUUUUCUGUUUUAACACACCACUUGAUUGUUAUUUGCCUGUUUUCUACUUUUUUCUCUUUUUAUGUAUAAUUUUUAGUUAUUUCCGUACAGAGACAGCAAGCUUACUCGCUUGCUUCGUGAUUCGCUUGGUGGGAGAACUAAGACAUGCAUCAUUGCAACUGUUUCUCCAUCUGUUCACUGUCUUGAGGAGACUCUUAGUACAUUGGACUAUGCUCACAGAGCAAAAAAUAUAAAGAAUCGACCAGAGGUAUGUUACUGACUGGAUAACCUCGUGUUAUAAUUUCAUUUAAUGUUACCUUUUUUAUCAAUAAAGUUCGGUGGCCACUUUGUUCUUUAAUAAGUAUAAAUGCAAAUAAGAGCUUAGGCUAUCUCACAUGGCUGUCUUUUUGUAGUGGUGAUUCCAACGCCGUGUUAAAUAGAACCAAAAACAUUUACUUUUAGUACAUUCCACCACUGUAUUAAAUAGUUCAGGAAGUGUAAUUUAGCACUGAUUUUCUUUAUUGAAGUAUCGGCAAUUCCUUUCCAGCGUUUCUUCUCCUUUUAUCGAGAUUAGUUUCAAAGAUUUAACUAUUAAUAUUGAGUUCCUGUCAGAAUUAAUUUCACACAUUCUUAUAAAAACAUUUUUUUCUAAUCAAAUACUCGUGUAUUACUGAUAUAACGUCAGUAUUGUAUCCAAAUUCGUCAAUAUCAUUCCCCCCUGAACUCAGUAUGUGGUAUAAUGUGUGACAUGAUAAAAUAGAAAACAUUAUUUAUGUUGAUCAAUUCCUGAACUCAACCCACUGGCUUGCGAAACAUUAUUGAUAAACCUUGCCUGAAUUGUUUAUACCUGUAGGUGAACCAAAAAAUGAUGAAAUCUACACUGAUCAAGGACUUAUAUGGGGAAAUUGAGCGUCUUAAAGCUGGUAAAAUAUUAUUCAUUUGUAGGGUUUUUUCUUGUUUGCUUGGGAAAUUAUGCUUUGAAUGAGCUGGGUUGCGUUUUUGUGAAUCAUUUAUCUCUAUGCGCUCUACUUAAAGAAGCUUAACAAUACCAGAAGUCUAUGCUGCUCGUGAAAAGGUUGGAGUUUACAUUCCAAAAGAACGUUACUAUCAAGAAGAGUCUGAAAGAAAGGUAUGUGAUUGUAUGAAACAAAUAUUUCAACGAUGUGAACAGUGUUUUCUGUUAAUUUUAUCGUAAGCCACACAUUUUUUUCUGACCAGUAAUGGAUUUGCUGCUUAUAAUGUUUACUGAAUGUAAACAUGAACGUAAAUUCGAUUGUUCGAAUAGUCCGCUCAAAAUUCUUUUUUUAAUGUUCUAGGCAAUGGCUGAUCAGAUUGAGCAGAUGGGCGUCGUUUUGGAAACAAAUCAAAAGGUGAUGUAGUUUUUCCAACCGUGUGCUCUAGAGAGAUAGUGGUAUGCAUUUUAGAACUAAUUAAAUAUCCUGUUUUCAAAUCAGUUUUCUUACAUGUGGUUAUUGCACAGAAAAUAGAUGACCUGCAAGAGGAGUAUAAUGCUCAGUUGCACCAAUGUUCCGAUCUGAGUAAAAAGCUAGAAGCAACAGAGGUAGUCUUCGCCAUAAUGUUGCAUCUGUCUUAUUGAAUUGUUAAUAGCAAACACUGGCUAUUUAUCGGUAUGACAUGUGCAGAAAAGUCUUGAUUAUACCAGUAAGUUGCUUGGUAACACAAGGGAAGAUCUGAAACAAUGCCAAUAUGCCUUGAAGGAGAAAGAUUUUAUAAUAUCUGAGCAGAAGAAGGCAGGUCCGUAUAAUUUUAUGGCUUAUCCACUGAAAUUUCAAUCUUAAAUUCUAACCUUCCUUUAUGUUGAAUAAGAAAAUGCGUUGGUCCAUCAAGCUUGUGUUCUGCAAUCUGACUUGGAAAAGUUGAAUCGAGAGAAUGCCUCACUGUAUUCUAAGAUCGGUAAUCACCCAUUCUUUUCCCAUUGUGAAGUGUAUUGCCUUUUGAGACCCCCAAUGUAAAAAUCAAUAUUUCUCAUUAAUUGGACCACUGGAUCAUGUGAUCCUGCAGAUAGGGAAGACAAUCUGAGCGCUGCAAAUAAGUCGGUUGUGCACAAUUUUCAAGUUUAUCUUUCAGAGAAGACAAGUGCUCUCUGUAGCACCGUGUUUUCUUUUAUAGCUCGUCAAAAAGAACAACUCAAGCACGUAGAGGAGCUGUGCCAAUCUUGCGUAGAAUUCCAGGAUAAGGUUGAACCUGUAACAGUUUUAGUCAUUUUGAUUACAUCCCUUCCAAUUGAACAUCUGCCUCACGGAAUUAUGAAAUUCUUAAAUGCAGUCGUUAGAAGAGCUGAAGAAGAAAGUAUUAUCUUCGAGGACUUUGUAUAUUUCUCACAUUGAAGCAGCUCAAAAUAUUGUCCGAUUGCACAAGUCAAGCAUGAAUGGCAGUCUAGAACAGAUGUCUUCAGUAGCUUCCACAAACUAUGGCUCUCUUGAGGAAGUAAGCGACCGACUUCUCUUCCUUGCAUUUAAUCAUUCAUAUCUUUUGGCAUACAGUUUACUGUAAACUACGUUAAUAGCAGUCAAGGUUGAGGACACGGGAUCAGGCACGUGGGCAUAAAGCUCAAUGUCCAAGCUAGUGAUUAUUUUGUGUUUUUCUGCUCAAUUAUAGCCGUCGAUUACAUCUUGGGGCUGUGUGGCAAGCGUCUUGUUUAGGACGGGAGUGGGGGAAGAUAUGGGUGUGGAAGAUAAUUGCAGCGGCCUAGCAGUGGAUUCUGGAAAUAUUUUAUGAUUUUUAACUGCUGUGGUCAAUUGUUUUGAACUCUUUUCGCCGUGGCACCAGCUUCUAUCUUCCGGAGAGGUGAUGUCAGAUAAAAUAGUUAAGGAUCUUGAAGAAUCAUUGUCAAAUCAACAGGGAGAGAUUGCUUCUUUCGCUCAGGAGCUCAGGGAGGUUUGCCCUUCACCCUUUUAGUUCUUUUUUAUUUGCCUUCGUGUAUCAUCGUGUUUGAAGCUCUGAAGUUUUGAUGGGGCAAUUAUAAUCUUUCUUCAGAGAUUUAACAAGAGUAUGCAAAAUACCAAGGACAUGUCCGAAUUUGUUCUGGGACUUCUUGACAGACUUGGAGACGAAGCGCAAAAGGUUCAUGACCAGACAAAUCAGAUGCAUGAGGUCCAAGGAAAAAAUAUAAUCGAUUUUCAGAAAGCAUUUGAGGUACCUGAUUCAAGUGUCACCUUUAGAUCUUGCCUUUCAUUUAUUUUUUUUACUUUCUUUGACGAGUAUACGCCUCAAAUAGGAGCAAUCGAGGUCUGAAACACAGAAGAUUUUGGCAGAGGUCACUACAUUAUUGUCUACCCAUAUGCGUCGGCAGAUGGAAUUGGUAAAUUCGGCAGCAGAAUGUUGUUUUUCAGUCUUCUAUUUGGCUUGUUUAUGCAAGACCAGCUGAUCGGAACCUUGCAGGUGGAUGUGAGGCUCGGUGUCCUGAGAGAUGCUGCUUCGGAGAACAAAGCAUCUUUGGACACCCACGUGGCGUCCAUCAAAGGCCUUUCAUAUGAAGCCAAGAGGAAGUGGGAGGACCUCUCAUUUGGGGCAGAGAGUGAUUCCAGAGAAGUUGCAGAGUUUUCUGCUGCCAAACACUGUCGCAUGGAAGCAGCACUACGGCGAUGGUCUGUUGCAUGUCUUUCUACACUCUUCUGUUUUUAUUUUUUUGCCUGAUUUCAUGCUUCAUUUAGAAAAUUAUACCCACAUCCCUCCAGUAUAUAUUCCAAGAACAUAUUUUUCCUAGUUCGUUGCAGAUCCAAAACAAGUUUAAUUUUUUUUUUAAUAAUUUUCCUGAUUUCAUGCUUCAUUUAGAAAACUAUACUCACAUCCCUCCGGUAUAUAUUCCAAGAACAUAUUUCUCCUAGUUAGUUGCAGAUCCAAAACAAGUUUUUUAAUUUUUUUUGAUAAUUUUCUUGAUUUCAUGGUUCUUUUAGAAAAUUUUGCUCGCAUGCCUCCAGUAUAUAUUCCAAGUACAUAUUUUUUUGGAAUUCUAUAUAUUAUCUCUUUUUUUCCGCUGAUUCUUUUUUUUUUUUUUCCUUUUCUUUUUGGGUGAGUGUUACAGUGUUAGCACUGUUGAAGCUGCUUCAGACCAGUGGAAAGGCACAAUUACGUCGGUCAAAAGCAUGAAUGGUAGCCACGUGGCAUCUAUGGAGGGGCUUUUCAGGUUUUGGCUUGUCGUGUCUACCUUUUUUGAGCUUAUAUUCUUUGCCCAAAUCCCUACCUCGGCCUCAUCUUCUUUCGGGCUCUGCCGUUGACUUUUUAUGUUCAGAACUGCAAUCGCGAGUAACGAGCAGCACGCUGCUGAAGUCGCCUCAGCUCGUAAAGCCGCUGAAGAGGAUGCAACGGAUGAUAGUGAAGACAUCAUGCGCCGCCUCGGAAGUAAGUAGCUGAUCCCAGCGUUGACCACCCGACCAUGAAUGAACUUGAACUGAUGAGCACACUGCGGUGUCUAUUGGCUUGCAUUGGAUUUAAGAUGUUAGAAAUUAGAACAAAAAAAAUAGUAUAGAAGGCCCCGGGAAAUUCCCUUUUCGGGAAGGCAUCGUGAGAUGGAGCUGAUCGGUGUGAGAAAAAUCCUGCAGGCGCUGUGGAGCACGGAAGGGGGUCGUCGUCAAGAACAAUGGCUGCUGUUUCAGCCCACGAGGGCUUGCUUGAGGGUCUGCGGGAGGCGCACGCCACCCAGGCGUCAGAAAUCGGUCGAGAGGCUCAGAAGGCCCUACAGGAGAGAUACAAGGCAAGUGGCCGUCCCCCCCUCUCUCUCUAUCUCUCUCUCUAUCUCUCUCUCUCUCUCUCUAUCUAUAUAUAUAUAUAUAUAUAUAUCUCUUACUGGGUUAUUCGCGAAAAGUUUUCCAUUGUUCCCCCUCUCUCUCGACGUAUAUAUACUGGGGUUUUCGCAGAAAUUUUUCACUUGUUGCCCCCUCUCUCUCUCUACAAACCCAUAUGCUCUCUCUCACUCGCUCGCUCGACAUAUAUUAUAUCAACAGGGUUUUCGCCGAAAGUAUUCCAUUUGUUGCCCCCUCUCUCUCUCUACUGGGUUUUCGCCGAAAGUAUUCGGUUUGCUGCCCACUCACGCUGAAAAAACUUGCUCAUCAUCUCUCUACUGGGUUUUCAUAUUAAAGCUUAUCAUUUUCUCGCAGAAUGAGCGAGCGUGCCCAUCAUCCCAGACCAAACCCUCAUCUCUCCUUCCCCUCCCUCUCUCUCUACAAACCCCGCACACCCGUUACUUCCCAUCCACCCACUCAACUGAGCGCCUCGCGUUUCUCUCUCUAUAACUCACCUGAGCGUUUCUCUCCCUCCCCGCAGAGCUACGAGCCGAGCGGUGAGACCCCGGUGAGGUCGGACCCGGAGCUGCCGAGCAAGGGAAAGAUCGAGUCCCUGCGGGCAAUGCCGCUGGAGGCGCUCCUGGAGGAGUUCCGGGAGAACCAUCCCUACGAACCCGGCAAGGAGCCGCGGCCCUCCAUGAUCCCACGCUCGCCCCUCGUCCAGCUCAACUCAGGUUGA